Messenger RNA from Episyrphus balteatus (marmalade hoverfly), 1580 nucleotides. RefSeq names its product alpha-1,3/1,6-mannosyltransferase ALG2 (gene Alg2). Gene Ontology annotation, molecular function: GDP-Man:Man(1)GlcNAc(2)-PP-Dol alpha-1,3-mannosyltransferase activity; alpha-1,3-mannosyltransferase activity. The coding region runs from base 204 to 1442 and encodes 412 amino acids. Lineage: Eukaryota; Metazoa; Arthropoda; Insecta; Diptera; Syrphidae. The transcript is spliced from 2 exons. The record is from RefSeq and is a predicted model, not a curated record.
UGCGCUGUCUGCCUGUCAGCAGAUCAAACCGUGACCGUUCUGUGUUUACAAAAUUCACAAAAGAAUAAAUUCCAAUUUGAGUUUUUUUAAUUCAAAUACUUAAAACUGCUGCAAAUAAAUUGAAAAAAUAAAACAAAAAUAAAUAAAUACCAAGUUUUAAACACCACCCAUUGAAUGACACUCAUUCAAAUAAUCAACUCGCCAUGGUACGUGUUUUAUUUUUACAUCCCGAUCUGGGUAUAGGAGGAGCUGAAAGGCUAGUCGUUGACGCAGCCUUAGCUCUUCACCAAAAAGGCCAUAAAGUUAGUUUCCUUACCAAUCACCAUGACCCAACGCAUUGCUUUGACGAAACUCGUGACGGAACUCUCUUCGUUCAAUCUGUCGGCGACUGGCUACCCCGAAAGAUAUUCGGGCGUUUCUAUGCAUUUUGUGCGUAUUUCCGCAUGCUUUACGCUGCAUUCUAUGCCUCCUUGUGCUUGUCGCGCAGAGAAAAAAUCGAUAUCAUAUUCUGUGACCAAAUUUCAAUUGGAAUACCAAUUCUAAGACUAGCCAAACACAAUCCAAAAAUUGUCUUCUAUUGUCACUUUCCCGAUCAAUUGUUGAGUGCUCCCGAAGGAUAUCUUAAGUCAGUAUAUCGUGCUCCAAUUAAUUAUUUAGAAGAAUACACAACCGGUUUGGCUGACUCUAUUUUGGUUAACAGCAAAUUCACUCUGCGUAUAUUCCGCGAAACCUUUAAGCGAUUAGAUGUGAUUCCAGAUGUUCUUUAUCCAUCGCUUAAUACAAAUUUCUUUGACAAGAUGAAGAUUGAAUCUAAAAAUAAGGAUUCCCUUGACAUUCCAUCGGAUGCAUUUAUGUAUUUGUCUAUUAAUCGUUAUGAACGUAAGAAGAAUCACGAAUUAGCUUUGCAUUCCUUCAAGCUGCUCGAGAAAUCCCUCUCGCGCAACGACUGGCAAAGAUGCCGUUUGGUAAUUGCCGGUGGAUAUGAUUUACUAUGCACCGAAAACAUGGUGACUUAUGAUGAACUUGUUGAUACCGUGGCCAAAUUGGAAUUACAAAAUAAGGUGAUUUUACUUAAAUCUCCAUCGGACAUUGAAAAGAUUGCUUUGCUGCAAAAGACUCAAUGCCUUCUGUAUACACCGGAAAAUGAACAUUUCGGAAUUGUACCACUCGAAGGAAUGUACAUGUCAAAGCCAGUUAUAGCACUAAAUAGUGGUGGACCAACAGAAACUAUUGUACACAAUUCAACAGGCAUUUUAUGUGAAAAGGAUUCCCAACAAUUCUCCAAAGCUAUGUGCAGUCUUUUUAAGGAUCAACAGCUUUGCGAACGAAUGGGUGAAAUGGGCCGCAAACGAGUUCAGCAGAAAUUUUCCUUUGAAUCUUUUGGCAAUAAGAUUGAGAGUAUUAUUAGAGAUUUGCUUGAUAGGAAAUCAAAGACAAAUUAACUUAAUUUUCUUGUGAGAAAUACACAAGUUUAUCAAUCAAAAUCAGCAUAACUAAAAAUUAUAUAAUUAAGCUUCUUUAAAAAAAAAUGAAAAUGUAUUUUUUUGUCCUGCAUAACACAAUAAACUAUUAAAUUUAAA